AUGGGAAGAAGUAAGGUACAGCUAAAACGGAUCGAGAACAAGAUCAAUCGACAGGUUACUUUCUCAAAAAGAAGAACUGGUUUGCUCAAGAAAGCUAAUGAGAUCUCAGUUCUUUGUGAUGCUGAAGUUGCUUUGAUUGUUUUUUCUCAUAAUGGAAAACUCUUUGAGUAUUCAACUGAUUCAUGCAUGGAGCAGAUACUAGAACGCCAUGAAAGAUAUGGCUAUGCAGAGAAACUACUUGUAGCAAAUGAUGCUACUGAGGAAAACUGGACAGUUGAAUACACUAGGCUCAAGGCAAAAAUUGAUCUUUUGGAGAGAAACCACAGCAUGUUUUUCAGGCACUACAUGGGAGAAGGUCUAGCUACAAUGAGCCUGAAAGAGCUUCAAUGUCUAGAACAGCAGUUAGAUACUGGUCUCAAGAACAUCCGUACCCGAAGAACUCAAAUCAUGUAUGAGGCCAUUUCUGAACUUCAGAAAAAGGAGAGAGGGAUACAAGAGCAGAAUAACAUGCUCUCAAAAGAAAUAAAGGAGAAAGAAAAGGCGGUUGCGGAGGAGGCCGCGGCGGCCGCUGCUGCUGCUCAAUGGGAGCAGCCAAACUACAGAGUUGAUAAUACAUCUUUCUUUCAACAUCACCCUCUUGCUGGUUUAAACAUGAGUGGCAACUACCGUGAGGGAGAUCCAGAACUCAUGAGGAACGGACUUGACCUCACUCUUGAACCACUAUAUUACUAA
This is a messenger RNA of Vicia faba (fava bean), 732 nucleotides long. Lineage: Eukaryota; Viridiplantae; Streptophyta; Magnoliopsida; Fabales; Fabaceae. The record is from the annotation of a GenBank genome assembly.